Molecule: messenger RNA, 1474 nt
Organism: Filobasidium floriforme
Lineage: Eukaryota; Fungi; Basidiomycota; Tremellomycetes; Filobasidiales; Filobasidiaceae
Exons: 4
Coding region: 121-1338 (405 amino acids)
Source: RefSeq, a predicted model, not a curated record
AAAACCGACGACGACGUACGUUCGUUCCCUCGUGCGCAACUUUGGUAAAACUCUCUCCCUCUCUCUCAUACAACUUUCUUUCAUCGUCCCACUGAACCCACAAUCCCCUUCACAACAACCAUGUCUUUCGCUCGAACCUCGACCCAAGCCCUCAGGCUCCGUGCCGCCCCCGCCGUCCGUUCAAACCUCCGAACACGAGGUACCGGAUACCGAUUCAACUCGUCCAAUGCCGGACCCAACGCUCAGGCCAACAUGCACCCCGCCGUCGCUGGUGCUGCUGCCGGUGCCGGUGCCGCCGUCUUGAUCGGAUACGGUGCCUACAAGUACACGGGUAUCGACAAGGCCGUCGAGACCUACACCACCACCAAGUCCUACUUCAACAGCGCCACCGACAAGCUCAAGCAGGCCACCCCCGAGCCCAACCAGGCUCUCGAGGCCCUCAGGAGCCAGGCUUACCACUAUGCCGCUUUUGUCCCCGGUGGACGAGGAUACGUGGACACUGCUUUCAAGGACAUUGACGCUAUCAGGGAGAAGCACGGCGAGGAAGUAAACGCUAUCGUCUCGGACUCUUACUCUCAACUCAAAAAGGUCGCCGAGGAGAAGGGCUUCUCGCUCGACGCCGCCUCUCGAUCGUGGGAGAUCCUCCAAUCCUCGCUCAGCAAGAUCACCGACCUCGCCGGUGACGCCGCCGACCAGAUUCUCGACAACCACCCCAAGCUCAAGGAGCAGGUCGGUGGCUCGUUCACCCAGCUCAAGCAGAUGGGAGAGCAGUACGGUCCCGAGGCCAAGAAGCAGGUCGACGACGUCUACAAGCAGGUCACCGAGAUUGUCAAGGGAGGCGUGUCGUUUGACACUGUGAGCAAGAUCAAGCAGCUCGUCGAGUCCAAGCAGAAGGACUUGGCCAAGUUUGGCGACGCCGCCUGGAACAAGGGACUCGAGACCGCCAAGCCUUACCUCGACAAGACUCCCCAGAUCAAGGAGCUCGUAGAGAAGAACGCCGACGCCCUGAAGUCGGGCGACAUGGCUCAGCUUUGGGAAAAGAUCAAGGGUGGAGAUGCCGGGGACAUCGAGUCGUUCGUCAAGAACGCCGCCGACCAGGCCAAGAGCAAGGCCAACCAGGCUACCGGAGGUGGAUUGGACAAGUACUUGAGCAUGUUGCCUGGGUUGGGCGCUAUCGGACCCCACCUCUCGAAAUUGAAGGAGGUCGCCGACCACAAGGGUGACGAUGCCAAGGACCUCUUGGAGAAGACUUACAAGGAUAUCGAGGAGGUGCUGAAGAAGCGAGUGGGCGAGGCCGAGAAGCUCGCCAACGAGACCAAGAAGGAGGCCACCAAGUAGAUGCGGGAGGAAUAAUGAAACGCAAAGGGACCCUUAUUUGUAUCACACGUAAUGAACCGAAACAGAACAAGUCCGAGCAAAAAGAGGGACAGCGUGUUGCAUGUCACAGUAAUAGUAUUUGCAUGAAUUCGAGCUA